AGCACAAAAAGUGGCCUGCUGUGUCCGCUUUUCAAGUUUAAGCCUGUAUUACGGAGAGCUGAUUUUCAUUUCGGUCCACAGGGACGAGAACGCUUGCGUAUUUGUUGGAUCUAUUUUCUUUAGGUUGGCUGUGCUGCGCCCUUCUCUCCCUGUCUCCUGUGCAAGGCCGCCAUCUUGAAUUUUAAUGUUAAUUUCUAAAAAAAAAUGUGUUUCCUGUGAUAUUUUCGUGUAGGGUGUCGUGCCAAAUUUGGGUUAGUUUAAAGGAGUGGUGUUUUGUUUCGUGACUGUUUUACAAAAUCACCUAGUUUCAAACUUUAGGCCCAAGUCUUCCCCACUCAAGAGUGUUUCUUCAACUCAGAGACUAAAUGCAACUGGACCAGGGGGCUUGUGGGCAUGAAGUGGCUGGGCGAAUCCAAGAACAUGGUAUUAAAUGGCAGACGACAUGGAAACAAGUUGACCAGCGAGCAACCUGUGAGCCAGAGCCAGACUCGCUCUCAGCAUUCACAGCGGGCAUCCCUACGCCACAACAAAACCCACCCCAGAAACCGAAGAUGUAGCCGCAGGUUUAAUGCAGCCAAUCUGGAGGCAGAGAGGCGCUAUGUGCCCUCCUCAGGAAUGACUGCCAAGGAGUUGUGUGAGAAUGAUGAUCUGACCACAAGCCUCAUCCUGGAUCCAUAUCUGGGUUUUCAAACUCACAAAAUGAACACCAGAUUUCGACCAGUUAAGGGAAGACAAGAGGAGCUGAAAGAAAUCAUCGAGCGCUUCAAGAAACAUGACAACUUGGAGAAAGCUUUCAGAGCUUUGACAUCGGGGGACUGGUCCAGAAAUCUUUUUCUUCACAAGACAAAGUCUCAAGAAAAGCUCUUCAAGCAACAUGUAUUUGUGUAUCUGCGGAUGUUCGCUACGGACAGCGGGUUUGAGAUUCUUCCUUGUAAUCGCUAUUCAUCAGAGCAAAAUGGAGCUAAAAUUGUGGCAACAAAGGAAUGGAAAAGAAAUGACAAGAUAGAGUACCUGGUGGGAUGCAUUGCUGAGCUUUCAGAGAGUGAGGAGAACUUGUUGCUUCGGCAUGGGGAGAAUGAUUUCAGUGUCAUGUAUUCAACCCGCAAGAACUGUGCACAGCUGUGGUUGGGGCCAGCUGCCUUCAUCAAUCACGAUUGUCGACCAAACUGCAAGUUUGUAUCGACUGGACGGGACACAGCCUGUGUUAAGGUUUUGAGGGACAUUGAACCAGGAGAGGAAAUCUCGUGUUACUACGGAGAUGGAUUUUUUGGGGAAAACAACGAAUUUUGUGAAUGUUAUACAUGUGAACGUCGGGGUACUGGUGCUUUCAAAUCCAAAGCUGGACUGCCAGUGGAAGUGCCGGUGAUCAACAGCAAGUACGGGUUGCGGGAGACGGACAAGCGCCUGAACAGGCUGAAGAAGCUCGGGGAAGGAAACAGAAGUUCGGACAGUCACUCUGUAGGCUCCCACACCGAUGUAGACUCUCAGGAAAUGCCAAAAACACAUCAAUCUGCCAGAAAAAGAACAUCCUCAUCAUCUGGCCUGAAGUAUAAAAACAGGACUCAAACCAGACAGACUUUGUCAAGAGCCCUUACUACCUCAUGUUCAAAACAAGGUCGUGUAAACAAUAACAGGGUACCAAAGAGACUAAAAUCCCAAUCCAAGCCUUCACUAAGUAAAGUCCAGUUGCGGUGUCGCAGGAGGGCUGCAGAGCCCAAGGCGCUGGCCAAAGGAGAGACUUGCCAGCUGGGUCUCAGGGACUCAAAGGUGUCGCUGUGUAAAAGUGUCACCGUAAAAAAGGAGAAGGAUGGACAGGAGCUGGUGCAGCAGACAUUAGGCCAGCGGGGCUGCCUCACUCGUCACGCUGCCAAGGAAAAUGGCAAUCUACCAGUUGUGCAAAGCAGUGAGGGUAGCCAGUGUUCAACGUACAGAACUCGCAGGUCCACAAGGACCCUUGUAAAAGCCCAGGAAACGGCAGCUGGCGUUAAGCUGGAGCCUAGUGCUAUGGAUGGCUUGAGCCCAGUCCCUGGUGGAGUGGUCAUUAAAACAGAGCCAGCUGACAUGGAGGAGUAUCUCCGCCAUGGAGUGGAACUGGAGCAGCCGGCAAUAGACCCAAGCUACUCCAGAAGAGGUUCCUGCACCAGGCGGAAACGGCUGACACGGCUCAGGACCGAGCGGACGAUUAAAUGUGAGGACUCGUAUGGCGAGCCGUUCAUGCCGGUGGCUGCUGGCCACACCGCUAACUUCUCAGACUGUGGCAAUGUGCUGUUGAGCUUCGCCGACCGACACAGGGACUACAAUGGGGUUGCCAAUGGCAGCAAAUCCCUCCGCAGGGACAAGGGUAAGAGUGGCUGCCGGUCACAGGACAAGGGGAAGAAGAAACGUCAGAUUACACGAUAUGAUGCCCAGCUCAUUCUAGAAAACAACACAGGCAUCCCCAAACUGACGCUCCGCCGGCGGAGGGACAGCAGCAGUAGCAAGACCAAUGACCCCAACGAUCCCAUUGGUUCCUCCAACCUUUCUGCCUCGACCGUCAACUCGGCCUCCUCCAGCAAAAUCAGCAUUAAGUUCAGCAAGGACCACGAUAAGGACAAAGGCAGCUCAUACAUAGCCAAACUGAAUAAUGGUUUUGCCCCUGUGGUCCAUAGUAACUCCACCAAGCUGAAGAUCCAGCUGAAGAGGGAGGACGAUGCACGGAGAAUAUCUCAGACAAAGGCAGAACAGAUGUCCUAUAAUGGGGACAUGGGUCAGAGUCUGGAGGCCAGGAAUGGCAGUCAUCGGACCCAAAAGGUCCUGGCGGACCCUUCAUCCGAUGAGGACAAUGAUGAGGAAGGGGAGGACGAUGACGACUACUUCGACAAUGAGUUUGAAGAUGAUUUCAUUCCACUUCCUCCAGCAAAGCGGCUCCGACUCAUUGUGGGUAAAGACUCCAUAGACAUCGAUAUCUCCUCCAGGAGGAGAGAGGAUCAGUCUCUGAGGCUCAACGCAUAAGCUGUGGAGCUCAUCACUUCCACCUUCCCCUGUAAAUAAAGAUGACUCGCUAAUCAACUGUUGUGUUGAUGUAAAAGAAGUACAGUAAUUUAAAAACAAAAAAAUUGCUGAAAAAUUAAGAAUCUGAAUGAACAUUACUAGAGGGUGCUGUUAACCUAAAACAAAUCUCUGUUAUUCACUUAAGUUGUGUUCAUCAAGAAGUGUAAUUUUAGUUCUUAUUAAAACUAAUUAACAUUGAUAUAGCAAAAGUUCACUGAUUCAGUCCAUAUCGUCUGUAUGGUAGCUGAGAGAAAUCAACACACUGCACAAAGCAAGUUUGGAAAACAUCUUCCUCAAUUUAACAAAACAUGAGCUACAAAAGUACACACAACAAAAACAAAUACAGAAACACACCGCAAGUAGCACAGAUAACAACAGAAGUGUUUCCAGGGGACAAGAAAGUGACAAACCUGGCUGGGAUGGAUUCGUUGUUCAAUCCAUUUGAAGUUACAGAGGUAUUGGAAAAUGGGCUAAACUGAUUUAUUUUAACAUUUUGGCCACAUGAUUCAGAUAUUACUGAUAUUAUUAUCAUUGAAGAACAAGCGUGUCUUAGCUGGGUUCAUCUUUUUUUUUUUUGUGUCCCCUGGAAACACAUAAUAUUUUUGCAAAAUUGCUGGUAGCACAUACUGGCAGUUUUGAGCAUCUGUGUUUGGUUGUGUUUUGUGUAUUUGCAGCUUAUUCGAUGAAGAUUGUUUUCUUAAUUUGAUUGUGUUUUGUCUAUAAGCAUCUGUUUUCCUGUUUUGAACCCUCUCAGCCACUGUACUUGUGGCAUUUUAACCGCAUACUAUGCUAAAUGUAACCUGCAGGAAUCGUUGUCCAUAUUGUUUCCAAAUAAUUUGGCCUGGUCCUAAGUGAAAAACGAGAUGUUGUUUUAAGUUCAACUUUUCCUUCAAGUGAAUGCACUUGUUAUAUUCAUAAUGGACAUGGAUAUUGUAGAAAGUGUACAGUAUGGUGACUAUCCCCUCUGUCUCAUAGGCAGGUUUUUAUUGAACUUUUGAUUUUUUUGUCUCAUAGUUUGUAAUUUUUUGGUGUGAUGAACCAUGCUGGAUGUGCAGUAUGGUGGGGUUAGUCCAGAGGCAUUAUAUUGAUCAGUCAGUCAGUUCAUUUGGAUCCAGGUGCCAUGUUCUUCUUAUCCCAGUAGCAUUCCUGGUAAAUAACCACUUAAAAGUUUAGUCAUUCAUUAAUUAUCAGCAUUAUUUACUGUCUAAGUUAAUCAUGUGUCUCUGUAUAAUUUAAUCAUGUUAUACUUUCCAUUAUUCACAUGAGCAUCGCAGAAAGAGGCUGUUAAAGCAGAAUUUAUAGUCUCACAUUAAAGAAGAAAACAACCACAGUCGUUCUGAAGUGUGAGCACUAACAAUAUGCAUGUGGACCUACACUGUGUAUCACUUGUAAUGAUGUUGCACAAUUAUUUUCCAGUAUCAGUUCAUUCAUAGUGCUGUAAAUUGAUAUAUUAAUUAAGCUGCAGAUUUCCAAGAAAUUAAAGCACACAAGGUUUUAUACUCAAUCAACAGUCACAGAUGUUGGAAAUUAAAUGGACCAUUGUUUAUUAUUUAGGAAGGGGGCUACUGUAUAAUUGGAACAUGGCACACAUAGUAGUUCAACCCUUUUAGACGAUUGAGAACAUAAACCAAAUCUACACAUAUAAAGGCUACCUAUAUCCUUUUUAAGUCUCUAAAAGUAAUGUACAGAACGACUGGCUCAUGUCCCUUAGCUAAAUUAUGACAUUAAUUUUCUCUCAAGUCUCACUUCUUUUUUAAUCAGAUUUUUUUUGGAAGCAUGUUAACUAGAGCUGCAAUGAUUGGUCGAUUAGUCACUUCUUUGAUUGAUGGAAAAUAAUCUGCUACUUUGAUAAUUAAUUGUCAUUUUUUUAGGAAAAUAAGUCAGAUUUCUCUGGUCUCAGCUUCUCAAAUGUGAAUGAAUUCUGCUUUUUUCUCUGGUAAUAAAAUCUGUAUGUUUUGGUUUAGGACUGUUGGAAGAGCAGCUUUCUGACACUGAGUCGACCAAACAAAUUGAUUGACAAUAAAAAAUAAUUGGUAGUUGCAGCACUAAAGUUAACAGAUGUCCAUCAACACUAGAGUUCUGAGGAGGAAAAAUCACAUUGUCUGAAAUGUUUUUACUAGCAUAGAAUCAUGUAUUCUUUUCUCUGUGGUGCUACUUUUGAUUUCCAUUACUAUUUGUUUGAAUUUCUGUCCUGUGUUAACUCUGUGUUGGUAGAUGGUGGCAGCAUUAACUUCGAACAGGCCCACAAUCUGUAGAAAUGCAUCCAUCAGUAAUAACACACUUUAUCAGGUUUAUCUGUACUUUAUUUAAGUUGUAUUUUUUUAUUUUCUUUACAGGAGCACGUAUACUUUCAGUUUUUUAGUUUGCAAAAUUGUAAAAAUUAUAACUGUCUAUCCAUCAGCAUUAGGUGCCUUAACAAAGAGCUUUUUGACACAUUUAGACCAAAUUUGUAACAUGACUAAUCAUUGAGGAGUAAAAAUGCUAAGCCAUCUGCUUCCCCUCUUGAAAUACUGACACAAUUCAACACAAGUCCACCGUCAGUCCUUCUGUAUAUUAUUUUAUGUUUGUUGUGUGGAAAGUAAAGAACUGCCCAACAGAUCAAGGGAUCAACAGAGAAUGAAUGUUAACCCACUUUUUUCUUGUGUUAAUAUGUUCAUAUCACCAGCAGCUAAUCACCGUUCUGAACCUGGCUCAGUCUGUCCUUCCCCCCUCCUCCGUCGGACGUCUCCAUCCUACACUGUAAACUGUUCCAGGUGUACCGUCUGUGUGGUCUUUGUCUAGUAGACAAGCUGUCAAGAUUUCCAAUUGAUUCAAAAAGUUACAAAAAAACAGGAAAAAAAAGAAAAAAGGCAAAACAAAUGUGAAUAGUUUGCGGACAUUUUAGCGUGUUGCGUGGGUAGUGGGAAACAUGUAAAGAGAAUUAAAAAUGGGCAGUGCAUAUAUUGUCCAAUAUGUAAAUCAUGUGAACACAUCUUGUACUUAUUUAACAGUUUUGAAUACUUGAAAACUAUAUAAAGUUUCUUUGUGACUCUUG
Messenger RNA from Lates calcarifer (barramundi perch), 6064 nucleotides. RefSeq names its product lysine methyltransferase 5B (gene kmt5b). NCBI's taxonomy places the organism in Eukaryota, Metazoa, Chordata, Actinopteri, Centropomidae. The transcript has 10 exons. The record is from RefSeq and is a predicted model, not a curated record. The coding region runs from base 394 to 2991 and encodes 865 amino acids. Gene Ontology annotation, molecular function: protein binding; histone H4K20 methyltransferase activity. Gene Ontology annotation, cellular component: nucleus.